UUCGGGUCUGUGUGCUAACUUUAAUAAAAUAAUGUAAAGCCGUUACUUCUUGCCGUCUAAAAGUAGUCUUUAUUCUACAUUUUCAUCAGAAGAGUGCACUAAAAAUUGAUAACACAACACCUAUCAAUGAAAGAGAUCGCAGGUUCGGGAUUUGCUGUUGUUUGUUUUGUUUUUUUUUCGUUUGAUCAAGAUAAGAUCUGUUUACAUAUUAUUUUUCUUUCUGCAAAAGCUGUCAUUAUCAUGUGCUCAUUGCGCUGGUGAUUACCUUAAAAAUCAGCAUCAUGGAAUCAUUGGAGAGUGAAACCAUCACUGAGGAAAUAGUUACAUUCUUCACUACUCAACCUGUCUUCCCACAAGUCAUUGAUGGCACCAUCGACACUAAGAAUUUUUUAGAUGCCUCAAGGAGUGUCGUAGAGCUAAUAGAACGAUUAGGCAAGGGAUUUGCCUUCGUCAAGCACGAUGUUCAGGGAAACAUAGAGAAAUUGAACAAAAAGUAUUUAAUGGACCCUAAAAAUUUCCAAAGCCUAACUGAAAUGAUCAACCUGGAGCAUGCUGACGGUGGCAAAGUAUCCCGCGAUGCCCUUUUAUGGCUGAAAAGGGCGCUCAACUUUGUCGAAGUUUUUUUGGGAUUUUUAAUUGAAGACUUCCAUAAGAACAACAAUGAAGAUAUCAUAGUAAUUUUAAAAAAAGCCUACAAUACCACCUUACGUCAGCAUCAUGGCUGGAUCACCCAAAAAUUGUUUCUGGUUGUAGUACGGACAUGUCCCACCAAAAAUCAAAUGUAUUCGCUACUAGCACUUGGAAAUGAUAAGGUGGACCCUAAAUGCAUCAUCCAAGGAAUGGAAGCUUUUGUCAACAGCCUCAGUCUCAAUUUGACGGUAAUCAAUCAGUUUUACUCAGAUAAUAAUUUUGAAUCGUGAUAACCUUUCGUGCUCCUUCAUUGGUAGGUUGGCUCUUAUGCAUUAAUUUUUUUCAAAAAAAAUAUAAAAAGAAUGUCCAUCAUUUUUUCUUCAUUAUGUGGACAAUGAAUUGAAAAAUCUUGAUUGCGGUGCUUAAAAAGUCUAAAACUACUCUCCCAAGCUCGAAUGUAUAUCACAAAUUUCAAGUACCCAGCUUAAAUGUCGAUUCUGAAAUCUAUCAGUCCUUUCCUAAUUAAAUGAAAUGUCAAUGAGGACCUGAAAAUCGGAAAGUAAGUGAGAAAGCCAAUCCCUCUCACAAAGGAGUGGAUGGUCUUUAGAAGCCCACCUAUUCUUAACUUUAGGCAGAGAAAUUUAUAAAAUAUCCACUGUAAUACUUUUGAAUAACAAUCUUGGUUGCAUCUCAAAUACUAUUUUGCAUUGAAGAACAAACCAUUAUUUUAAAUCAUGACUCAAGAAAUGUACUACUUCAUACUGGGUGAGUUUUGCAGACUGUGUUCUGCUGAAUUUUCCUCUUGUUUUUUCAAUGAACCAUGUGCUCUCUGUCACUAUUAUUUCCCCAUUGAAAAAUGUUGAUAUCAUGAUUUACCUUAUCUGUUCUUGAACUAGAUUUUAUCUUCAAUUGCAAUUUUUAUUUUAGCCUCUGACCAGCUAAAGCUGCAAUUAUUGCUUAGUUGUAAUUUCUCAGGAAAAAAUGAGCGACUUUAGAAAAUGUGCUGACCAUUACUUAAGAUGCUUCUUCAGUACUUUGGAGACUUAACCAAUCGUUCAUUUUUGGAUUUUAGAACAUUUUUCAGGAAUUUCCAAGCAUCACAUACUGCUGAGGUAUAUCGAGUGUUUGUACAAAAAAUUUGACCAAGAAGCACUUUGGAACAACUCUGAAAGUAAGGUCCGAGUGAAUAUCGCAAAUUGAAAGGUAAAACAAUUCGCACUUAUGUUUGGAGUUAUUUGGAAUUGUUUCACGGUCAAAUUUUGACUCACUGCAGUGUUACGUAAUGCUCAGAACUUCUGCAAAAAUUUCCUAAAAUCCUGAAAUUAUUAAUCGAUCGAUCAACAAUUGAAUUAUUCUCCAUAUUGCUGAUGAGCCACCUUAAAGACAGUGCGAAUCAAAACUUUGUGCUAAGCGAAAAAAAGAAGAAAAGAAAGAUAAGAUGAACAUAAGGGUUAUGAUAUGUAGUGUGGCAUUCCUGUCAAUAAAAAAAGAAGUCUGAUUCAGGAGAGAAACUUAUUUUACUUACUGUUUAAUUUUAUUCUUUUACUAAGAGCUCAAAUAUUAUAUUAAGCAGCAUGUGCCAAAGUACUUACACGUUUGAUUUAUUGUCAUGGCAAAAUGAGAAUCAAGUCUUUGAGAGACUCAUGCAAAUACGGCUUCCUGUUUUCCCUGACUAAAGGGGUACAUUGUAUACUUGAAAGGGUGCUCGAACGAGCUUAGCUAUUCAUACUUUUGCUGGAUUGGUUGUAAAUGUUUCUUGAAUCAAAAGUUAAGAGCAUUCUUCGGAAAAGAAAUUUGGAGGAUUGUUUGUUAGGAAUAUUUUUAUUUUGGCCUUAUUUUUUUUCUUGUAAUUUAAUCUCCCUCCUCUUCAUUAUAUUUUCAAGGACAGUCAAAGCUACUGCAUGAAAGAUUUUUUUUUUAAUUACAACCAAGUAGAAUUUCUAAAAUUUGCCACCUGACAAAUAAAAAAAAAAAUCCAAUUUAUUUCUAUACCAUAAUUUGUACCUCUGCCCUGAUUCUCUAGCUUUUAUCUCAUGUAUCUUUCUUUUGGCACUUUGGUCAUUUUUAACUGUACAUGUCACUGCCUACUUCAUUUGAAAAACUGAAGUCACAGGAUGAGCAUAUAAAUUUGUGGGCGUCGUAAAAGUCUUGCCACCAAUCCUCUUAUGAGCCAAAAAAUGAACUUAGAGAGGUGUGAGUUGUAUGAGUUUUAAGAGUAAUUAGUUAACUUUCUAACCUGACUAUUUCCUCUAAGAAUGUCCGAGAUUUAGCAAAUUCUUGACUAAAUAAGCUUAAAAAGGUUGUAUUAGAAUGUUGUCAACAUGAUACAUAAGCUUACAAAACUUGCAAGUGCGAACCUCUUUUUAGGCAAGUUGUUAUUGUUGCAAACCAAUUAUUACCUCAGAAGUCUUCAAAAUCUUGCGUUCAAAAAUAAUUCCCGCUCCAACAACAUGCAUAACAUAAUUUUAAACAAAAUACAACUGUUCCUUCGAAACAAAAUAAAGUCUCCUAUCUUUUCGCUCCUAUAAUAGUUGGUAACAAGGCUUUUGGGACACCUAACAUAGAUUGUUAAUCGAAUUAUUCUUGAUCUUGUUUGAUUUCCCUUUUCUUUUCCACUGGUGCCUAGUUGAAUUGUUUUUGUUUUGAUGAGCUUAAGUUUUUCCUCUGUUUAUUGUUAUUCUUUUUUUUUUUUUUUGUUUUUUGUCAUCUCUGAAAAAUUGUCUGUUGAGUUAUCAAAUCAAACAAUAGGUGGAUAAUGUUACAAGCAUAUGAUGGCAAUAAAUUAGACAAAUUCGAGGUGUGAGGGACUCAGAGCCGUAUAAAUUUAUAAUUAAAACCGCUGAAAAAUUCUUAACUUUUAUUUUUUUUUACUACAAUGAAUUUCUCAGGUUUUAGUAUGUUUUGCUCAUAAACCAAUCACUCCAUCCAUUUAUUUUAAUUUUUCUUACAUCCUAAAAUAUUGCAAUCUAGAUUAUUCAUAUUCUUUUGAAUUCCAAAUGUAACUGAAUGUGGGAAACCCGGUGGUAUAAGUAGGUUUUUGGGCCACUUCCCCAAUCCCCAUUCUAUCUGAGGCGCUACGCCUUUUUUCUACUCUUUAUUCAAUCACUGCGCCCUUUGCAACACCACAUCUUCCCGUAUGGCUGAGGCAACAGGAGUGAAAGUUAUACCACCAGGAAUACUUUAUAUUAAUAUUUCUGGUUUCAUCCCUUGACAUUACAGCACCUACAUAUUUAUGCGUGAUCUACAUAUAAUAAUCUUACAGAGAAUUUUUCAAGUAUAACACAUUAUACCUUUAAAUUUCCUCACAUUCAGUUCAUAAUUAUAAGCUGUAGAUAUAUGUGUAUAUAUAGUUUCCGUCCUUUUGGGUAGUGACCACUCUCUAAAAAAUAUUUUCAUUUAGUUAAAUUCCUUUCAAAGAAACAGAAUGACCUUUCUUUGUACUGUUGUUGUCAACAGUAAUUUUUAAAAUGAAAAUAUUUGUUCUUCAAAUCGAAAUUAGAGGUUUGGAUGGAUUAUUCUUUUUGAAAUUAAGGCCUCUUGUCUCUAUUGAUGCUUCAACUCUAAAAUAUAUACCCAAAUGAAGGAUAAAAAUCGUUCUGCUCCAAAAAUUAAAUAAAUAUUUCACAAGCUCGUGUUAUUUUGAAAUCACUUAUUUAACUUGGGAUGCAUUUUCAUGGUUAAAGUUAAAAAUGUUUCUCCUGAAAUACUGAACUCAGUACUACUCUCCUGAAACUGAGUUGUGUCAUGAUACGAAAGGACCACCGACUGCAAAAAAAAAAAAACCUCUGCACCUAUAAUUUAUCAUGAUUGUCUUGCAACUUGAAGUACCUUUCGCAGUUUGAUUGUCUUUUUUUAUCAGUUUUCUUCUUUUGCCCUCUUUUUGUUUUAUGUACCUACUAGUCAAAACUAAGUUUCAAGGAGCAGAAGAAAGAGUCCUUAAUUUUUAAUUCCCGUCUUCCUCUCUAAGUGACUUUGCCUUCUUGUGGUCUUAAUCUAAAGAGUCUAUUUUUCUGAUCACUUGAGUGAUAAUUUGUUAUGAAUGGAAUGAAAUUGUAAGAAUUGUUAGUUUACAAAUUUCCUUGUUCUAUUAAAUUUUAUGAUUCUACUUGAAGUCGAAUCUUGUUUUUUUAGCAGCUGCAUAGCUAAGAAGAACUUAGUUAUCCGAAGCCAAGCACUGCAAAUCAUUUUUAAAAUCCUGUUAGUUAGGAUAGUCUUGAAACGUGCACUAAACUUGGCUUAAAACGAGGCGAAGUUUCUUCCCUACUUCUAGAUUGAUAUGGGAGAACGCAUCGUGAACUUCAGAAAUUUUCCGGGAAAAAUUGACUCAUGAAGUAUUUAUGCCGAAGAUACUUGUGUAGAUUUAUCCUAUUUUAAGAUACGCUCAAAGGCGAAUCUUGGGCGCUCAAAAAAGUUGAUUGCUCCUCUUAAGCGUAAAAGGUGAGUGGUGGAGAAGAGAUAAAAAAAGGCUGAUUUUAGGUUUUUUAAGAAAGAUUUGCUUUUCCCUGAAUCGGCCUAUGAAUAUUUCUAGUAAAGUUGAGAAGAAAUUAAAUAAAACCUAUGGCAUCUUUGAAUAAAAACACUUCAUAGGAGUAAGGGCUUAAAACAAUAUAAUGUUUCUUCUUUCACCCAGUAGUAGUAUCACCAAGAAAAUUAAAUGGUGUGAAAACAGCUCUCUUUUUCUGACUGUAGAUAUUGUGUUUAGGCAUGACUGUAACAAGUACCGCUUUCAGUAUUAAAUCUUCUCCCCUGAUAAGAACUGAAGAUAUUUAUACAGGAACUAUGUUUCACACAAACAUAACUCUAUUUUCAAAUCAUAUCUCAGUAAAAAGAACCUUGGCAUUCGUACUUUUCGUAGUUUCAAAUCUUCUCUUCAAUUUGCUGUACGUCUAACCACAUACUUGAUCCUCUCAAGUAAAAUGAAUUUCAGGUUUCUAAUUGUAAUUAAUCCUAGUGAAACUGUGAUGUAAUUAGUGAAUUUACCCACUCCAAGAUGAAAUGUUGCAUCGUUUGUCAACUAUAUUAUGAUAAGAUUCUUCUAUAUGUUAAAUGAAAAGUCUCAUCUUUUGCUCAUUAAUGUGCACUGUUUUUCGUUCUCUCUUGUUACUUGUUCUAUUUUACUUAUUUACACAGGCAGUUAAUUAAAGUUGCGUUAUGUAUAUUGUGCAAA
Messenger RNA from Bemisia tabaci, 5797 nucleotides. RefSeq names its product pleckstrin homology domain-containing family A member 8. The record is from RefSeq and is a predicted model, not a curated record. Gene Ontology annotation, biological process: ceramide transport; intermembrane lipid transfer. Gene Ontology annotation, cellular component: cytosol; cytoplasm; membrane. Gene Ontology annotation, molecular function: ceramide 1-phosphate binding; ceramide 1-phosphate transfer activity. NCBI's taxonomy places the organism in Eukaryota, Metazoa, Arthropoda, Insecta, Hemiptera, Aleyrodidae.